Messenger RNA from Somion occarium, 2269 nucleotides. The record is from the annotation of a GenBank genome assembly. NCBI's taxonomy places the organism in Eukaryota, Fungi, Basidiomycota, Agaricomycetes, Polyporales, Cerrenaceae.
ACCGCUUUAUGUGCAUCUUUGAAAUGAUCUCAACAGUCUUGUCUAGAUGAACAAGAGUUGUGACGUGUGUGAUAUAAGGGGGUAUAGUCCGCUUGUGACAAUUUGUGACCAGGGAUGGCAGUGAGAGGGGCCUAAGCCGUGACGGUACGACUGCUGCUCUCACCUCCUACACCCAUCUGAUCUCCUUUGCAAGCAAACCACCAUCUCCUCCAGCACCCUCAGCACCCUUAGAACAUUGAUAGACAUCACCAUCGUCCCACAUACAACCCAUGGAGUCUGACGCGUCCAGUUCGGGAGGUUGGAGGUUUGCACAAUGUUUCGGCGACAAAGGUGACGUUGAGGAUAUCACAGAGGCCGACAUUAUCUCCACUGUCGAGUUUGACUCCACGGGUAACUACUUGGCAACUGGCGACAAGGGCGGUCGUGUAGUCCUAUUCGAGCGAAAUGAAAUGAAAAAGGGCUGCGAAUACAAAUUCUACACCGAGUUCCAGUCGCACGAACCAGAGUUCGACUAUCUUAAGUCCUUGGAGAUUGAGGAGAAGAUCAACAAGAUCAAGUGGUGCAGACGGCAAAAUGCCGCACACUUCCUCUUGUCUACCAAUGACAAGACCAUCAAGCUAUGGAAGGUAUUCGAAAAGUCUUUGCGAGUAGUAUCUGAAUCCAAUCUUCACGAUGGUCAACGACCAUUACCCCCCCCUACACAUCCCCAACACUUACGAUUGCCGCGCAUGGCCCAACAGGACAACAUCAUUGCUGCCGUUCCCCGCAAGGUCUACUCGAAUGCACACGCUUACCACAUACACUCGAUCUCCGUCAACUCCGACCAGGAAACAUUCAUAUCAGCCGAUGACUUACGGAUCAACCUGUGGAACUUGAAUAUUAGUGAUCAGAGUUUCAACAUCGUGGAUAUCAAGCCAGCAAACAUGGAAGAACUCACAGAGGUCAUUACGGCGGCCGAGUUCCACCCGACGCAAUGCAAUCUUUUCAUGUACUCUAGCUCAAAAAGUAACAUCAAACUCGCGGAUAUGCGUGAGGCGGCUCUCUGCGAUCGACACGCAAAGUGCUUCGAGGAGGAGGAAGAUCCUACAAACCGAUCAUUCUUCUCAGAGAUCAUCUCGUCCAUUUCAGACGUGAAGUUCAGUCAUGAUGGACGAUAUAUUCUCUCGCGGGACUAUCUUUCAUUGAAGAUCUGGGAUAUCAAUAUGGAGAACAAGCCGUUGAAGACAAUCCCUAUACACGAUCACCUCCGAGGGAAGCUUUGCGAUCUGUACGAGAACGAUUGUAUAUUCGACAAAUUCGAGUGUACAUGGAGCGGUGACGACAAGCAUGUUCUCACUGGAUCGUACCACAACUACUUCCGGAUAUUUGACGUCGAAACCUUGAAUGACGUUGUGCUUCAAGCAGACAAGUCGGCGUUCAAAGCGAAGAAGAUUGGCGGACCUUUGCCUGGGAACAAGCUUGGUGCAAAGAAUGGCAUAAGGCCGGGUGGCUUGCGUGAGAACAUGGCGCUGGAUACUCUUGACUUCAACAAGAAGAUCCUUCACGCAAGCUGGCACCCGAGAGAGAAUACUAUUGCGAUCGCGGCGACGAACAACCUCUUCCUGUAUAGCGCAGCAUGAACACAGAUAUUCUCUCCUAAUGCCAUCAUGCAUCCGUCAUUCCAUCCGCAUAUCUAUCCGCAUCUGUAUCGCUUGUCCCUCAUUCUACCACCUCAGUCCUCCUGUCCACCCUCCGGCAGCGCAGACAGGGAAGUACCGACCGAACUCCUCGAGAUACCAUACCCGCCACGACCUAUCUCCAAGAAAUGCACGAAUGAACGAACGCACGCAACGCAACGAACAGGCCAUCUUUUCCCCCCCAAUGUCAUCCUUUACGCUCCCUGUUAGACGCUCGCUCUUUGCUCACGUUCACACGUUUGUUUCACGGAUUCAUCUCGUCGCACACGCUCUGUUCAAGUGUCUUUCAUCACUUUUUGCCUACUUAUUUUCCUUCGUGUCUCUCUCUCCGUCGAUCAUCUCAGUUCAUAACCCGGACCUUAGGUUGUCGUACAUCCCUCUCCCUCCCCGUCUUCCCUCACCCUCAUACAUAUACAUCACGCCGUUUCAAUUUUUUUCUCGUUUUUCUUCUUUGUCCGUUGACUCUUUUUUCCCAAGUGUUGUUGGGCUGUGUAACGUAUAACUCACCGUCGCUCGUUCUUUCGUUGAUGACUGCAUUUAGGAGAAGAAAUAGUGUAAUAAAGAGAAGCAGAAUGAAUAGGAAGUUUGAAUCC